ACAUGUUGCAACGUCUGGCUGCACGUCUUCAGUGACGAUUGCUGGAACUUUGUGUAACAUCACGUCCUGGACAAACACACAGGUAGUGUGUGUAACAGAGGCUCAUUCGAGGUCGGAGAGGGCUGUUGUCAGACUGGAGUCAGGCUGUAAUGGAAAGGCAAACGAGAUAAAUGCGGGAUUCCACUUCGUGGACGUGUGGUCAUCUGCGUACACAUGGGGAGGUACUGAUCUUGGUCUGCCCACGGCCGGAGACAUCGUGGUCAUUCAAAAUGGUCAGACCAUUCUACUCGAUACAGAUACACCGGUCCUCAAAAUGCUCCUCAUACAAGGCGGGGAACUUGUUUUUGAUGAAGAGGACGUGGAACUGCAGGCUGAAAACAUAUUGAUAACAGAUGGAGGUUUGCUGCAGGUUGGUACAGAGGCUGUACCAUUCCAACACAAGGCAGUAAUAACAUUACAUGGACAUGUUAGAUCCAAAGAGUUGCCGAUAUAUGGAACAAAGUCACUGAUUGUCCGAGAAGGAACACUAGACUUGCAUGGGGCGCAUGUUCCUAUCACCUGGACAAAACUUGCAACGUCGGCUGCCGUGGGAGACAAACAAAUAACGCUUCAACACCAAGUCACAUGGCAAAAAGGUGACACUAUAGUGAUAACAACGACGGGUGGUAUCAAUUCACAGUAUGAAAGCGAGACAGCCACCAUAACAUCGAUUGCCAUGAACAGGACCAUUACAUUGAAUAGCUCACUGACAAACCAACACAAGGGCAUUUCCGAAUUCGUUGAUGGUCGAGAACUUCAUUUUUCCGCGGAGGUUGGCUUACUGACUCGUAACAUCGUUAUAAGGGGAUUUAAGGACUCUUCGCAAGAGACAGAGCAGGUCACAGCUUGUCCAGAUGGCUUUGAUACAG
Molecule: messenger RNA, 908 nt
Organism: Mizuhopecten yessoensis (Yesso scallop)
Lineage: Eukaryota; Metazoa; Mollusca; Bivalvia; Pectinida; Pectinidae
Product: fibrocystin-L-like
Exons: 5
Source: RefSeq, a predicted model, not a curated record